Molecule: messenger RNA, 495 nt
Organism: Plasmopara halstedii
Lineage: Eukaryota; Oomycota; Peronosporomycetes; Peronosporales; Peronosporaceae
Product: myb-like dna-binding
Exons: 1
Coding region: 1-495 (164 amino acids)
Source: RefSeq, a predicted model, not a curated record
AUGAAGCACGGCAUCUGGUCUGAAGAUGAGCACGAUCGAUUUCUCUUUGCUAUUAGAGAAAAUCCUCGUGGUCCAUGGGGCUGCAUUGCCUCUGCUGUUGGUACACGCUCCAUUCGUCAAGUGCAGACUCACACACAGAAAUAUCAUGAAAAGAUUAUCCGGAGGGUGCGUGGACUACGGAAGGACCGCAAAACGUGGGCACGAGUAGAGCAUCGUAUUGAUGAUGACGUGCUCACUUUUUGCAACUUUAUGAAAAACAUGGGCAGCAAUAAGGCCGUAGAAGGCGAUCCCGACACCCUUGACCCCUCCUUAGUUGUCUCUCCUAAAUCCGAUGCAAGUCCCUGUACUGUUCCAGUGCAAUGCCACUACUACAAUGAUCCAGUGGAGGAGAUUGAUGCAAUUAAACAGCCAUUGGCUACCGUAUCCAUUAGUCUAGCGGACUUACCACCAUUAGAAGAAGCACUUGACUUUCUUAUAGCGAUAAUGGAAGAUUAA